Molecule: messenger RNA, 5971 nt
Organism: Pygocentrus nattereri (red-bellied piranha)
Lineage: Eukaryota; Metazoa; Chordata; Actinopteri; Characiformes; Serrasalmidae
Gene: bicc1b
Product: BicC family RNA binding protein 1b
Exons: 21
Coding region: 208-3129 (973 amino acids)
Cellular component (GO): cytoplasm
Molecular function (GO): RNA binding; protein binding
Source: RefSeq, a predicted model, not a curated record
GUUAAAGCCAGGCUAUGCGGAGCGGACUGGACCGCAAUGCCUCGGUUCCUUUUCUUCUUCUCGCCCCUAUCAGUUUGGAAACUUAACGGGAAUGUGUCCGAGUAGGAGUUACGCCUGAACACACCGCGCGCGUGUGUGUGUGUGUGUGUGUGUGUGUGAGUGAGAGAGAAAGCGUGUGUUGUGACUCAGCGGUAGCUCCGUGAAGCCAUGGCCGCACAGCACGACUCUCUGAGCGGCUAUAUGCAGCACUCGGACCCGGGCUCCAACAGCAGCGAGCGCAGCGCGGACUCUCCCCCGCCCGGCUCCGAGGACUCCGGGGGAGCUCCGGCACCAGCCGACCCCGAGUGGACGGAGGAGCGGUUCAGAGUGGACCGCAAGAAACUGGAGGUCAUGUUACUAGCUGCCGCCGAGGGGAGGGUGAAUGGAGGCGAGGAUUUCUUUCAGAAGGUCAUGGAGGAGACCGGUACUCAGAUCGCAUGGCCUUCAAAAUUGAAGAUAGGUGCCAAGUCUAAGAAGGAUCCACAUAUCAAAGUGAGCGGGAAGAGGGACAACGUGAAGGAAGCCAAGGAGAAGAUCAUGUCUGUCCUAGAUACGAAGAGUAAUCGCGUGACCCUGAAGAUGGACGUCUCACACACCGAACAUUCCCACGUCAUCGGGAAAGGGGGAAACAACAUCAAGAAAGUGAUGGAGGACACAGGCUGCCAUAUCCACUUCCCUGACUCCAAUCGCAACAACCAGGCCGAGAAGAGCAACCAGGUGUCCAUUGCAGGCCAGCCAGGAGGAGUGGAGGCGGCCCGGGCCAGAAUCAGGGAGCUGCUUCCGCUGGUGUUAAUGUUCGAGCUGCCAGUCAUAGUGCAGCUGAACCCUGACCCCAGCUCACCGGCCAUCCAGCAUAUCUCCCAAACCUACAACAUCUCUGUGGCCUUCAAGCAGCGUUCCAGGCUCUAUGGUGCUACAGGGGUCGUGAGAGGAUCACAGAACAAUGUCGCAGCUGUGAAACGAGGCACAGCCGUGUUGCUGGAGCAUUUAGCCGGGAGCCUGGCUAGUGCCAUCACUGUGAGCACGCAGCUGGACAUCGCGCCGCAGCAUCACCUCUCCAUGAUGGGCCGCAACGGCAGCAACAUCAAGCACAUCAUGCAGCGCACUGGUGCUCAGGUGCACUUCCCUGACCCAAACUGCCCCCAGAAAAAGUCCACCGUCUACAUCCAGGGCUCCAUCGACUCGGUCUGCCUCGCCCGCCAGUACCUCAUGGGCUGUCUGCCGCUGGUGCUGAUGUUCGAUAUCAAAGAGGACGUGGCAGUAGAUCCACAGUGCAUCACAUCUCUCAUGGAGCAGCUGGACGUGUUUAUCAGUGUCAAACCCAAGCCCAAACAGCCGAGCAAGUCUGUGAUAGUAAAGAGUGUGGAAAGGAAUGCUCUGAACAUGUAUGAAGCCAGACGGUAUCUCUUAGGUUUGGACAGCAGUGGGGUGUCUGUUUCCACCUCCUCCAGCAGCAGCAGCAGUAGCAGCCCUUCGGCUGCCCCCACACCAGUCAGCUGCCCCGUGGGGCUUGAUAUCCUUACUUCAGCCGGCCUGGGCCUCACUAGCCUGGGUCUUUUGGGGCCCACAGCUGCCUCUCUGAGCACUCCCUCCACCCCCAACUCUCUUCUGAACGCCCUCAACAGCUCCAUCAGUCCCCUACACGCUCCUUCUUCUGGAACCCCCAGCCCUACUCUUUGGUCAAACUCACUGGCCAGUCCAACCAGCACACCAGGUUUUUCAUCACCAUUGAUGAUCCAUCCAGCCACCCAGGCCACAUUAACCAGCAUCCUGUUGUCUGGGGUCCAGAGUUACACCCACAAUACACCAUCUCCUCCCCCAGGCCUUGCCCCCAUUGACCCGCAGGUGAACGGGGUCCCAGACUGCAGCAAGGCUGUGUCCUCCCUCAAUGGCAAGCAUCCCAGCUCCAUGUACAGCAGAAUGUCUACCGUCUCUUUGGCCGAGAAGGUUCUGAACGUGGCUCAUGGUGAUGCCGUCCAGGAGGCCAGCGCCCACUGUCCAUCUGAACCGCUGUCCAGCAAAUCCAACCAGGAUCAAGGCUCUGAUACAUUUGUGGAGGUGGGGAUGCCGCGUAGCCCCUCUCACUCUGGGAACAGCAGUGAACUGAAGCAGAUGCUGGCCUCCUGCAAAACGGCCUCAGGCAAGAGGCAGGCUGUGGAGUUACUACAGGGCACCAAAAACUCUCAUCUACACUCAGACUGCUUACUCUCAGACUCUGACUCCAGCGCAUCUGAGAGUCCCGUAGCUGAUAAGCGAGCUCCGGGCAGUGAAAGAGCGGCCGAGCGCGCGGCCCAGCAGAACUCUGAGCGAAUCCGUCUCCCUCCACAGUCCACCUUCUCCAACAUGCAGGCCUUCGACUAUGAGCAGAAGAAGUUGCUGGCAACCAAAGCAAUGCUGAAGAAGCCAGUAGUGACAGAAGUGCGCACUCCUACAAACACAUGGAGCGGCCUGGGCUUCUCCAAGUCCAUGCCUGCGGAAACCAUUAAGGAGCUGCGGAGGGCUAAUCACGUGCCCUACAAACCCACCAUGUCUACUACCUAUGAGGGGUCGCCGCUGUCGCUCUCCCGCUCCAACAGCAGAGAGGGAGUGGGGAAUGGCAGCGACUCAGACAACUGGAGAGAGCGCAACGGGAGCGGGCUCCCGGCACACAGCGACUUCACAACACCCAUCAGCCCCAAGAGGAAGCAAAACAAGACCGUGGAGCAUUACUUGAGUAGCAGCAACUACAUGGACUGCAUCUCCUCAGUGACGGGGAGUAACGGCUGUAACCUCAGCACCUCCCUGAAAGGCUCAGACCUGCCAGAGCUCUUCAGCAAGCUGGGCCUGGGGAAGUACACUGAUGUGUUCCAGCAGCAGGAGAUCGACCUGCAGACGUUCCUCACCCUCACCGAUCAGGACUUGAAGGAGCUGGGCAUCACCACGUUUGGAGCGCGUCGAAAAAUGCUGCUGGCCAUCUCAGACCUGAACAAGAACCGAAGAAAGCUCUUUGAGCCACCCAACAUCCGUUCCUCGUUUCUGGAGGGAGGGGCCAGCGGGCGCCUGCCGCGUCAGUUCCACACGGACAUCGCCAGCGUAAGCGGCCGCUGGUGAAGUCCGCGACCACCCGCCCGCUCGUAGCUGACGCACGGACAGCCUUAACUGCACAAAGCCAUUCCCUACACCCUUGCCUUACAAACAGUACUGGACCAAACCUUUGCUCUCUGAAUCAGUGCCAAAAAAAACUAAGAAUGUCUUAUGGAAUUAAAGGGUAAGUUCAGAGGACUCUUGUAAAUGUUGAUUAUUAUGUACGAUUUGGUACACUAUGCAGUAUGGUACUCAUAUGAAAAUUAAGGUAAUAUUGAAGGAUCUAUAGAGCUCCUGCACUGUCGUAUAACGAGCUGUCGGAGUACGUGGUUCAAAGUUUAGAUUUUUAUUUAUAUCCUCGUUUUAGGCUUAUGUCAUACUAAUUCUUUGCACUUUAAGAAUACGAAAUCCUUUGCCCGAAGGCCGAUUCCUAUCUGGCCCACCCUAUAAAUGUGCAUGGAGCAUGUAUAGCACUUACAUGGAUAAUCAUGAAGAUAAGGUUUCAAAAAAGACUGCAUCACAACUCAGCCUUUUGCCACGAUGCAUCGGAAAACCCACGCCUACUAUGAUUGUUUACUCAGCAGUUUCCUUUCCCUCUUACAAAGUGUGCUGCAGUUAGUAGCUUUGCCUAUUUUGGACUUGUUUUAUAGUGGCUUGCUCACUGGUGCAUCACUGAUGUCCUCUGACACAAGCUCAGAGACUCCGUUUCAGACUCUCUGCUUCUGGCCAACAAACCACGGGCGCUUCACUCACUCCCCACGUCAGGUGCAGCUCAGUGUAGCCUGGGCAAAUCGUCUGACCAAACUCUGAGCAUUACUAAUGCAUGGCUUAGUCUGCGGUCCAGCUGUUUUUGUCUUAACUACCUCCUUGUCUGCCUUUCACCACUUUCCUUGAGCUAUGAAACUAUGGAAUAACCUGAAGGCCUUACUUGAAAGUUUAGAAUUCAGUCAGUGUCAUAAUCUCUACCAAUAAUCAGUCUUCGCUAAUCUAAAAUACUACAGCAUCCAAAAGUUGCAAAAGUUGGAGACCAGGCUUUAUUAAUUUAGUUUCAAGCCAAAAUGGCCCUUAUACGCACAAUAUUCGGAUUUCAGAAAGACACUGCUGAGGAGAUUAGGUACAAGAGAAUCCACCUGUAUAGGGAGGGGAAAGUCAAAGGAAAACCAUCUGAUGCUGCAGUUAAAUCUUGGAUCACUGAGAGGAGAAAAUCUCCAGUCUUGCUUCAGAUCUGAAAAAAUCCAUACAAUUUCCGUCUGUGAGAACAGCCAAAACAAUGCACCCCAAAGCCCAGACGUCGUCACUGAACGUGUUUGGAUACUUGGGAUCGUGAGAAGCAGAAAAUUCAACCAACUUCUACGACUGAACUUUGGAAGUGUGGAGAAAUAUCCCUGCAGAUCUAUUUGAAAAACUGAAACUCUCCCUAAAAGAAUGCAAUGGGCAAAAUAAAUUAAAAAAAGAGAAAUUACAUUUAGUUGUUGAGGCUUUGGUGUAAUUCUCCAUUAAAUGUGGUUUUAGCUUUUGUCCUGGUGCUGAAAAUGAACAACUUUGAAUUCAGCAAAUGAAGAGUGGUCUCUGACUUUUGCACAGUGCUGCAUUUUCCUAGGUGUCCUUCUUCAGAUGAAACAAGUAGGUUUUUCACAAGAUUUCAGAAGCAACUGUCCGAGUUGUGUUACACUACACACAUCUGAAGCUGUGAAUGUUGCCAGUCAUUCUCUUGAGGUUGAUACCACCAAGUGCCUUUUCCAUGCGCUGUCAACUUUCCAGAAAAAACAAAAACGCAACGGAAGAAUCGAAUCUUGUCUUGCGAAGGUGCAGCGUUUUGACAUAGAUGUAGCUAAACCACUCAUGGAAUAAUCUCGCAAUGCAUCGCUUAAUCUUACAUGUAUAGUAUUCUUGUAUUUGCAUUUAAUUGUUGUAUAUGACCUCGUAUGUGAUAGAGGUACUGUUGAAUUAUGUAUUGUGCAUAUUGCAGUUUUAUAGUCUUUUAUAUUUUUGUGUACUAGUUUGUCAUGGGAACUUCCAGACAGCAGCAAACGAUCAGUUAGAAGUAGUUCAUAGUAUUUUUGUUUUGUUUUGUUUUUUGAUAUCAAAUUUGGACUCAUGUACAAGCGAGAGGGGGGGAAAUCUCCCUAUAUUGUGCAGUUCUCCAGUCAGUAUUAACUGAAAAUCAAAUCAACCGACUAUGCAAAGAGAUCACUUUGCCAUAUUGUAUAUGUUUUCUACUUAAAGCACAUAAGCGCGAGUCGUGUUCCAAUCAAGUUCACGGGCUGCCUGAUUCCAGUAUAUUGCAGUCUUGAUAUUCCUGCGAUUCUUAGAUUAGGGCUUUGGAUGCAUCAAGUGAUUUUUUUUAUCAUCUGUAUAAUUUGUGAGAGACCAAACUUUAAUUCAAUUGUCGAAUUGUUUCUUUCUCUCCCUAAGAGGAGAACAUAAGGAAAGGGUGGAAAAGAAAUCUUGUUAUUUUGGACAUGACCUUGUGACCAGGGCCAACACUUUUUUUUUUUUUUUAAAUAUAUAUUUUGGGCCAAAGUCAUAUGAACAGCUGCUCCACAGUGAUCAUGUACAUUAGUGUACAGGACAGCCAUGUGGGGGCGGUAUUGUUGCUGAGAAGGGAAUAUGCAAAAGCACUAAUCAGUAUUCUUCUGCCAAAUGUUUUGUUCUCCCUGUCGUAUACGUCGAUAAAGUUGCUUAGUUGGCCAGUGCCUUGGGAAUGAGUCUUUUGAAAUCUGUGCCUUUGACACAGAUCAGUUACUCCUUGCUAAUGUUCUUUGAUGUUACAAUAUAGAUUUGUAUUACCAUGGACAUGUGGUACUGUUGAAUGUUCUUUACAAGUUGGAGGCCUCGUUACAGAAGAAUAAAAUGUAUGUAAACCUUC